CUUCGUUUCUCAAUUAAUAUGUAUGCUACCAUGAAUGUUGAAGAAGUCGAGAAGUUUCAGAUACAUGAGUCAACAUUUGCUGGUGCAAUACUCAUGUCUAAUCGUGAAACAAAACUAGAGUGUCUCCAAAGAAAACUUUUUGGACUUCCCUCAUCAAAGUCUAAGUUCAUAAAGCAAAUCAAGACUGGAAUGUUGUUGUUUCUAUUUGAGCAUGAAGAAAGAAAACUUUAUGGGGUUUUUGAAGCAACUUCUGAUGGUGCGUUGAAUAUUGAGCCUAAUGCAUUUCUUUCAUCAGGAAAAUUCUUCCCCGCUCAGGUUCUUUUCAAAAGGGUCUGGAUGUGCAAGCCAUUAUCUGAAGACGAGUUUUAUGAUGCUAUCAAAGAUAACUAUUAUACGCAAAACAAGUUCCACUUUGGUUUGUCACAUGACCAGGUUUUCAAGCUCGUUCAAUUCUUUCAUGAAAAGAGAAUAAAUGUCAAGCAGUAUCGUAAACCAGGAAUACCUAAUGAAAUCAUUAAGCAUUUUGAGGAAAAUCUUGAGUGUAAGUUUAGGGUAACUGGAUGUGAUGUGUCUCAGAAGCUUGAAUCAGAUGAAUAUAGCGGGGAUGAUGGUAGAGAUUCUCAAAGUUAUCUUGGGUUAUCCGGAUCCAAUACCAAUAGGUCAAAGUCCUCUCAGAAAUUAACUAGAAAACAGCUUUCUUUCGUUGAUGAUGGACGCGGAUUAUACCAAAUGGAUCCUGCCAUUGGAGCAAAAUCACACGGUUGGUCACAUUAUGAAUCAAAGCCAUCCUACUUGAAGCGUUCAACUUCUCCAAAUGAUCCUCGUAGUAGUAAUAACUUUGCUAAAUGUCUGAUGUAUGACCAUCGUGAUUAUCAUGGUCCUCAAGGUUCUGGACGUGAAAUUACCUAUUCUACACUAGGCAUCGACAAGUCACUCUUGCCUCAAGAGCCUAUUAGUGAUGUAAACUCUACUAUGGAUAUGCAAUCUCAUCAAUUUAAUAGUCAAUUGCCUUCAACACAUUUAGGUCCUAGUCCCUUGUAUCUCCGUCCUCCGAAUUUGAUGGGAUCAUCUUUUCCAAUUUGUAAUCCCCCUAAUGCCAGUUUAUCUUGUGUACAUUCUGAAGGUCUUUUCAAUUUCCAUGACUACAAGCAUGUAUCCCACAGUGAACGAUAUGACCCUUCCAACCCUAGGAUUUCAUUUCCUUCAGGAAUUCUUAUGUCAAAAGGAAAUGAAAUGUUGUCAUCAGUGCAUCCAACCAAUUCUCAUGGUUACACUGAAGCAUCGGGAGAGGAAUUUGAGCUUGGAGGACAAUCUUGUGGCAAUGUAAAUUCUCCUGACUACAUUCCUUUUCCAGUCUCCAAUUGUUUCAAUAAGAAUUUGGCGUCUUCCUACUCAAACAGUUCCUGGAAGGAUACAUCUAAUAUAUAUUCUUCAGAAUCCACGGAAGAUGAUGACUCAGAAGGGAUUAAACCUUAUCUAGCAUCUCGCGGUGAAGCACGUUAUCCAAAAUUCAAAAAGUCCAGGCUCCGGUCAGACACUGAGCAAAGUAGAACCAGCGUGUUUUCUCGCUUGACUAAGGUUUCGGAUACCCGUCGUCUGUCUGGGUUCCACUUGUCAAAGGCUCCACAAGCCCGCCAUUUAUCCAAGCGUCAGAAAGCAUUUAAGUAUGGAACUCAGGAGCCAGUGGUGAGUCCCUCACAAGAUUAUCAUGCAACAAGUUUAUCCCAGAGGGAAGAGCAAUUAAUUGAGGUGACAGAAGUAUCCAAACAACGCGACAAAUUUGACGAUGAUGAAAUGUUUGCCCCCCCAGCUGCUAGGGAAGGAAACAUGAGAACUUCUGGGAAAUUAGAAAUCAGCAAUGAUGAAAUCAAUGAAGAGGCGAUCACUGAAAAUGAAAUUGAGAAAAGUGAACAUUUGUUUUUGAAUUUUAAGCGCAGGAGUGAAAUUCGAAGGCUGUCUUGUGAAAAUAGAUCUAAUCGUUUUUCCGACGAUGGUCUGGAUGAGGAAACUCCACAAAAGUGCAAGAGAAGAAAGCUGUUACGACCUUCCUUCAGUCAGGAAGAGCACCAAGAUUUUCAAGCCGCUACUCGAGAAACUGUUGGAUUUAAGACGGUGAUUGAAAAUAGUGAAUUAUCUCCUCUGAACCAUUUACAUACCAAAAACAAAAAAAGUCCAGCUUCUGUAACUGAUGUUCAUGAUGUUGAAGUCGCAUUAGAGAAAAGGGAUUACACUUCUGAAGCCUCAAGGGCUACACAAGUAGAUUCUGAGAAGAAAAAGCGUGCAGCUGCUGAAGGGUUUCUUGGUGAUGGCAUAUCAGAUAAAAUGGAUAAAGCUUCUGAAGUCCAAAGGAACACCCAAUUUGAUGUCGAGAACAAAAAACAUCCAGCUUCUGUAAUUGAUCUUAAUGUUGUUGCAUCAGAGAAAAGGUAUAAAAGUUCUGAAGCCUUAAGGACUACUCAAUUAAUUGCUGAGAAGAAAAACCAUGCAGCUGCUGAAGGUGGUCUUGGUGAUCUUGCAUCAGAUAAAACAGAUAUAACUUCUGAAACCUUUAGGAGUACCAAAUUAGACGUUGACUACAAAAACCAUCCAGCUGCAGAAGGUGGUUUUGGUGAUGUUGCAUCAGACAAAACUUCUGAAGCCUUAAGGAAUACCCAUUUCGAUGCUGAGAAAAAAAACUAUACAACUGCUGAAGGUGGUCUUGGUAAUGUUGUUUCUUAUAAAAAAGAAAAUUGUUCUGAAAGCUUAACGGCUCACAAGAAAGAAGUCUCUAAUAGAAAUCUACGGUGGUUUUUGAAAAAAUCUGUUGGCGGCAGUUCGAAAGAGUCAAAUGGAAGGCAAGUAAAUGAGAAGAUAAAAGAUGAAAAUCACACGGUUACUGAAGCUCCCGACUUGCUGGCUGAUAGCAAGCACGGAGAUUAAGAAACUAAAGCUAUCCGGAAAGAAACUUUUGUUGUCCUACAUUAAUGAACUGCUGCUUUUUGGAAACUUUUGCUACUGCUGAAACUGGGUUAGAUUACUCAAGCAAUAGUAUUAUGCCACCCAUAAUAUUAGCUUACACUAUAUUUCUCAGCCAGUCCAUUAUCUCAAACAACACGCAUCAGGAUAGUUUGAUCUUUUCACUCUUUACAGCUAAACACAUGCUCAUUGAUCAAUCAUUUUGGUGGCUUGUCGGAUAU
This is a messenger RNA of Asparagus officinalis (garden asparagus), 3176 nucleotides long. RefSeq lists its product as uncharacterized. Bases 19 to 2919 code for a protein of 966 amino acids. The transcript is spliced from 4 exons. The record is from RefSeq and is a predicted model, not a curated record. NCBI's taxonomy places the organism in Eukaryota, Viridiplantae, Streptophyta, Magnoliopsida, Asparagales, Asparagaceae.